GAUAUAUUUUAUUCUAUGAUGCAUGUCAGUUAAAGCGGUUGGCGGUUAAGGUUAAUUUUGAAAUGGAAGAAAAUAUCAUAUUCAUUGAAAAAUGUUUAAAAAAAUAUGAAUAUCCGAAUAUAUAUGAGGCAGACAUUGGAGAAAUAUUAGGGGGUUCUAACAGAAUAUUUCUAUUAUCAUGGUUGUACAAACUGAUACAAGGUGAAUGCUCUGAACCAAGUACAGAGGUUCUAUCAAACUUUUUAAACGCUUAUGGAUUUUGUUCAGCAUCUCAAACUGAAGGAUUUAUUCAAAUGAGCUUAGACUAUCCUAUUCAGGUUCAGAUUUUCUGCCGUAUAUUCAGAAUGCUCAACACUGUAAGGAAAGAGAGUGUUGAGAACUCAGAUGAAUUGUCAUUGGAAAUGAUCCAGAACUUUGUGAAAACGGAUGUGAAUAUAUUUAGAUCUUUUGGGCAUUUGAAAACUUGUGAGAAUGUUCCUAAGAGGGACACAAAUACAAAGUCAUUGGACCAUAUACAAUGCAUGAAUGAUACAAAUAAUAAAAUAAAAAGUUUAUCAGUAAUGAAAGAGAAGAUAAACUGUACUGCUGCUAUAAUUUCUGAUAUUCUGAAGUAUAAAGAUAUUACAGACUUCAAUAUAAGUAUAGAUGAUGAUAACAUAAAGGCUGUGGAAGAAUUCAAUGAAAACCUAUCAAAAGCAAAGGAGGUUAUCAAGAAUAUUCAAAUCAUGUCUAAUUUGAAAGAUGGACUAACUUUUGAUCAAGUAAUAAUUCCUGAAGAAACUGAAAAUGAAUAUAUAAGAAUGGCCAAAGAAAUUGUUAAACUGAUUUAUGAAAUUUAAUGUUUUGAAAAUAAAGACCACUAUACAAAAUA
Molecule: messenger RNA, 871 nt
Organism: Coccinella septempunctata (seven-spotted ladybird)
Lineage: Eukaryota; Metazoa; Arthropoda; Insecta; Coleoptera; Coccinellidae
Exons: 3
Coding region: 63-839 (258 amino acids)
Source: RefSeq, a predicted model, not a curated record